AUGAACGAUUUCAAGUGUUGUUUCCGACUUGAGACUGAUUCGAUCGUUUUCUUCCCUUCCCUCCCCCCUCUUUCCCUUGCUCGCCCUCUUUUUCUCGCCUAUCCCCUCAACCCCUCCUCUCUGUCUUUGUAUUUCUCCAGAGAUGAUUUCGAGGCGGAUCUGAUAAAGAUGACGUUUGAGGCGGAUUUGAGCAACCACGACAGGGCUGUGGUGCAUGAGCUCAUCCCCCACAGCCCUGGGCUGGGCUGUCAGAUGACGUUUGAGGCGGAUUUGAGCAACCACGACAGGGCUGUGGUGCACGAGCUAUGUCGAAAGAUGGGUUUCGUCUCUAGAAGUCGCGGGAAACAAUCUAACCGUCGACUGACAGUCUACCGAACCUCCCGACAUAAGCUCACCGGAGGACCAGGUUUGGACUCCACCGGGCCUGCAGCAGAAUCCCUCCCGAGCCUGACUCUUUCGUCCGAGUCCGAAGCUGCUGUGCUGGCGCUACUGCUGGCCCACCCUCCCACGGAGCUGGAGAUGACGUCAGCAAUGCAGGCAGGGGGGUACUUGGCGGACGCUGCUGCAGGAGUGGGACGGGCGCAGGGGAAAGGGGCGCCUGGCAGGGGGAAAGGCGGAGGUGGUCAUGGGGAUGAGGAGGAGGAGAAAAUCACACAGAAGCGGCAGUCACUACCCAUCAUGGCGUAUCGGGAGGAGAUCACGCGGGCGAUAGAGCGGCACCAGGUGGUGCUGAUAGUGGGAGAGACCGGGUGUGGCAAGACCACCCAGGUGCCCCAGUUUAUUCUGGAUCACGAGUGGGGGAAGGGGAGACGCUGCCGCGUGCUCUGCACCCAACCCAGGAGGAUUUCCGCCACCUCUGUGGCGGAGAGGAUAGCCGGGGAGAGAGGGGAGAAGAUCGGGCAAACAGUGGGGUAUCAGAUCCGCCUGGAGUCGAAGGGAAACCGCUCCUCAUCCCUCUGGCUCUGCACCAAUGGCGUGCUGCUGCGCUGCCUUGUGGGGUUGGGGGCGCACUUGACCCACGUGAUAAAAGUAGAGGACGAGGUGCAUGAGCGCGAUAAAUUCGCAGACUUCAUGCUCAUCAUUCUCAGAGAUCUGCUACGCCUGCACCCCACUCUCAAGCUGGUGCUUAUGAGUGCAACCCUUGAUGCCGGGCUGUUCGCAAACUAUUUCGGGGGCUGCCCCGUCAUCAACGUCCCUGGCUUCACAUAUCCGGUGCGAUCACUGUACCUGGAGGAUAUCCUUCGCAUCACAAAUUACGGCAACAAUUUCGCUAGUGGGGCUUUCAAUAAGGGAGCACUGCAAGCCAUGGAUGUCGAAAGGGAAGCAGCACAGGCCGACGUGCGUGUGGGAGGAGGGGGUGAGGGAGCAGGAGAGGGAGAGGGAGAAGGUGAGGAGCAAGGAGAGGAGGAGGUGGAGGAAGGGGAGGUGGGGGAAGACGAGGAGGAGGAAGGGGAGGAAGAAGCAAGGGUGAAUGCGGAGGAGGAGGAUGAGGUGGAGGAAGGGGAGGUGAUAGGUCUAACAGCAAAGGACGCAGCAGCCAUGGAUGAGGCUAUAAGACUCGCUUGGAUGUUGGAUGAUUUUGAUGAUUUAAUGGAGCUAGUGGUAUCAGGGCAUGAGGAGGCGAAGCUGCAGGGAAUGAUGAGUAGAAUGAUGAUGGCAGCAGCACAGAGCAGCGGUGGUGGCGGUGGUGACGGUGGUGGUGGUGAUGGUGACGGUGGUGAUGGUGUUGGUGGCAAGGGGAGAGCAGAGGAGGUGGAGAUGCUGCUGUCGCUGGGGGCUGAUGUGACUCUCACAUCAGACGAGGGCAGCACGGCGCUUGACUGGGCGCGCAUGUACGGCCAUGAGGCUGUGUGCCGGAUUCUUGAGAGACACAUGGAGGCGCUGGGCUUGGGAAUGCCGGAGGAGGGGGAGGAGGUUUUUGAGGCGCCUCAAAAACGACCUCAAUGCUCGCUGGGCUUGGGAGUGCCGGAGGAGGGGGAGGAGGUUGAGGAGGGAGAGGAAGGGGAGGAGAGGGGAAUGGAUGAUGGGGAGGGAAUGCAGGAAGAGAAGGGCGAGAGGCAGGGAGAGGUAUCCAAGGCCGACGCAACAACUGAUGCCGUUGCUGCUGCUGCUGCUGCUGCUCCUGCUGCUGCUGCUGCUGGUGCUGCUGUGGCUGUGCCUGUGAGUGCAGAAGCAGCGAGGCUGGCAGCACAGGAGCAAGUGGCGCUCUCUUUAUACCAAGCGUCUGUGGAUCAUGAUGAGGUGGAUUUGGCCCUCAUCCACCUCCUGCUGACUAGGAUCUGCGUCAGCGCGGCAGAGCGGCCGGCAGCACUCACGAGCAGCAGCGCCUUUGCUUCCAGAAAAUCCCAACAGAUGGUGAAACAGGGAGAAGAGAAGGAGGGAGAGGAGGGGGAAGAGGAAGACGAGCUUCUAUCUCUCAUUCCGACUUACAGCAAGGAAGGCAGGGAGGGUGGAGGAGCAGGAGAGGCAGGAGGAGCAGCAGCAGGGGACGGGGGUGCAGGUCUGAACGGGCCAGACUGCGCUAUCCUCGUGUUUCUCCCGGGGUGGGAGGAAAUCUCCCGCCUGAGAGACCGGCUGCUGGGUUCCUCUGUGUUUGGAGACCCCACGCGGUUCCUGAUACUGCCGCUGCACUCGAAGAUUCCGAUGCCGGAUCAGCGGAAGGUGUUUGAGCGGCCGGGGCGGGGCGUGCGGAAGAUUGUGCUGACGACGAAUAUCGCGGAGACGGCGCUGACGAUCGAUGACAUUGUGUUUGUGGUGGACUCGGGGCGGCUCAAGGAGAAGAGCUACGAUGCGCACACGAAUGUGUCUACCCUGCAGGUCUGUUGGGUGUCCAAAGCUAGUGCGCGCCAGCGGCAGGGAAGGGCAGGGCGGUGCAGGCCGGGGGUGUGCUUCCAUCUCUUUUCGCGCACGCGAGCUGGGUCUCUGCCGGAAUUUCAGGCGCCGGAAAUCAAACGCACGCCCCUGGAAGAGCUUUGCUUGCAGAUCAAGAUUCUCAACCCUUCACUGGAUAUCCCUCUCUUUCUCUCAAAAGCCCUCGAGCCCCCGGUCCCCGCCGCAAUCACCAACGCUGUCGCCCUCCUGCAAGACAUCGGUGCUCUCGACCCCCACCAGUCCCUCACGCCCCUCGGGGCCCACCUAGGCGCCCUCCCCCUCCACCCAGUCACCUCCAAAAUGCUCCUCCACUCGAUUCUCCUGGAUUGCCUUGGCCCGGCUCUUACUGUCGCUGCUGCCAGCACCUAUCGGGAUCCGUUCCAGAUGCCUAUAGGGCUUGAUCAGAAGCUUAAAGCCAUUGCUGCAAGGCACGCGUUGGGGAAUUCCCUGGGCGGGUAUGGGGAUCAUCUCGCACUCAUUGCUGCGUUUGAUGGGUGGGCUGAUGCGAAGGCGAGAGGGGGGGCUCGGGCUGCAGAUGGGUUUUGCCGGCGGAAUUUCUUGUCGCCAGGUGCGGAGGAUGAGGAGGGGGAGGAGGAGGAGGGGCCAGUGGUGGUGCCGAAUCCCAAGAGUGCGAGGGAGAGGAGGCGGAAAUUGCAGGAGGAGGUCAUGAGCGAUCCUGGCCGUGAGAUCGUGAUCGUGAUCGAUCGAUGGCUGAGAUUCCGCACCACGGCCAUGCUGGCGGCUCAGCUGUUCUGCCUGAGGGAGAGGCUGGCCGCUUGCUUUGCCACCAAGGUCCAUGAUCCGAGGAAGCCGCUCCCUCCCCUCCAAGCACUGACGCUCUACACCAUCGCCUCCCUCCUCUCCUUCGAGAACUACUUGCUUCCACCUCCAGCCAGCGAAUCUGGACCCGCUGGUUCGGAAGAGGUGGUGGCUGGGGAGGAGGGAGGGGAGCAGGAAGGGGUGGUGGGCGGUUCAGUGCGAGGGGAAGGGGUAGGAGUGGUGUAG
Messenger RNA from Closterium sp. NIES-65, 3876 nucleotides. The record is from the annotation of a GenBank genome assembly. Lineage: Eukaryota; Viridiplantae; Streptophyta; Zygnematophyceae; Desmidiales; Closteriaceae.